This is a messenger RNA of Suncus etruscus (white-toothed pygmy shrew), 1657 nucleotides long. RefSeq names its product solute carrier family 25 member 1 (gene SLC25A1). Lineage: Eukaryota; Metazoa; Chordata; Mammalia; Eulipotyphla; Soricidae. The transcript has 9 exons. Gene Ontology annotation, biological process: mitochondrial citrate transmembrane transport. Bases 141 to 1070 code for a protein of 309 amino acids. The record is from RefSeq and is a predicted model, not a curated record.
GCCCCGCCCCCGGACCCUCACCGGUCGCCGCUGCGCCGUCGCCGACGCGUCCGGAGCGCAGGCUGCGCCGGAGGCUCGGACCCGGGGCCGAGGUUCGGGCUCGGACUCGUGGUCGACGCCGGGCGCCCGCCCCGCCUGCCAUGGCCGCGCCCCGCUCUCUGGCGGCCGCCGCGCCGCCGUCGUCCGGGAAAGCCAAGCUGACGCACCCCGGCAAGGCGAUCCUCGCAGGUGGCUUGGCCGGCGGCAUCGAAAUUUGCAUCACUUUCCCCACCGAGUACGUGAAGACGCAGUUGCAAUUGGAUGAGCGUUCGCACCCGCCGCGGUAUCGUGGCAUUGGGGACUGCGUCCGCCAGACUGUCAGUAGCCACGGUGUUCUGGGUCUGUACCGAGGGCUCAGCUCCCUGCUCUAUGGCUCCAUCCCCAAGGCGGCUGUCAGGUUUGGAAUGUUCGAGUUCCUCAGCAACUACAUGCGAGAUGACCAGGGACGUCUGGACAGCACGCGUGGGCUGCUGUGUGGCCUGGGCGCCGGCGUGGCAGAGGCAGUGGUGGUUGUGUGCCCUAUGGAAACUGUCAAGGUGAAGUUCAUUCAUGACCAGACCUCCCCCAACCCCAAGUACAAAGGAUUUUUCCACGGGGUCAGGGAAAUUGUUCGGGAGCAAGGUUUAAGGGGCACAUAUCAAGGUCUCACAGCCACUGUGCUAAAGCAGGGAUCCAACCAAGCUAUUCGCUUCUUCGUCAUGACCUCCCUACGCAACUGGUACCGGGGAGACAACCCAAACAAGCCGAUGAACCCACUCAUCACUGGAGUAUUCGGAGCUAUUGCAGGGGCAGCUAGUGUCUUCGGGAACACUCCUCUGGAUGUCAUCAAGACCCGGAUGCAGGGCCUUGAGGCACACAAAUAUCGGAACACAUUGGACUGCUCCCUGCAGAUCCUGAGGAAUGAAGGACUCAAAGCAUUCUACAAGGGCACCGUCCCUCGCCUCGGCCGGGUCUGCCUGGAUGUGGCCAUUGUGUUCAUCAUCUAUGAUGAGGUGGUGAAGCUUCUGAACAAAGUGUGGAAGACAGACUGAGCCCUGAGGGCCUGCAUUGGGGGUACCCCCAGACCAACCCCCAUUGCCAUCUUUUCACAAUUCCAGUGCAGUUGUGCCAAAAGGCCCCAUUCCUGUUCCUGUCCCUUUAAGUCUAUGGCCCGUAGCCAUUGAGUCCUCGUCCCAUAGUGCAAUGUAUCCCUGUGGUCUGUCUACUGUUGUGUCCAAAUGUCCAGUCGAGGCUGGGUUUUCCUCUGGCCUGUGAAUCUGUAUCCACUUUCCAUGUGCUUGCUCAUGAGCUGUGUGCUCAUGUUCCCUGUUGUGUGCCACUUAACCAUGUGCUCUGCUUCCCAGGGUGUCCGUGUGGCCUGGGUCCACGGCCCUGUAGCCUUGGCCCGGUCCCAGCCCGGUGCCUUCCUCCCUGGGCAGUGGGGUCAUCUGUUCCAGCCUACCACAGCUGCCUCUGGGCCUUAGCCUGGCCUCACCGCAUUCCAGGGGCUACAUGCCCCCUGCUUCUCCCGCCACUGGCCUUAACUGGCCCUUGGGCCCUCCCUUCGCCCGGGACAGGGUGGCAUUUGCCACUCUCAGGACCACCCUCCCAAGGCAGAAUAAACCGGAUCCUGUCUCAA